Gamsiella multidivaricata is the source of this 792-nucleotide messenger RNA. RefSeq lists its product as uncharacterized. The coding region runs from base 113 to 637 and encodes 174 amino acids. The transcript is spliced from 4 exons. Lineage: Eukaryota; Fungi; Mortierellomycota; Mortierellomycetes; Mortierellales; Mortierellaceae. Gene Ontology annotation, cellular component: membrane. The record is from RefSeq and is a predicted model, not a curated record.
CGUCAUUCCUCUUCAUUCAUUUCCCUUCUUUUCAUUCCUUAUUUCGACAACCACCACCACCACUGCCAGACCUCUUUUACAAACAAGACCGGACAGAAAGAAAUAAAAAGCCAUGGUUACCUUCACAGGCUCGGAUAUCGUCCUCUUCGUCAUCGGCUUCUUCCUCCCGCCCCUUGCCGUUCUGUUCAAGGAUGGAUGCGGAUGCGCCUUUCUCAUCAACGUCUGCCUGACAAUCCUCGGCCACAUCCCGGGUGUGAUCCACGCCUGGUGGGUCAUCUACUCGAGCCGCGAAGACCCUCGGGCACAGCGGUACCAGAAUCCAAGGGCCCAUAUCCGUUACCAGGACCAGCAACGGUCAUAUGCGAAUGUCGCGGCUUUACCCCCACCUUCGGGUAAGGCGACCGCGCCGGGUCUGAUUCAUCAGCACCCCUCUCAGCAGAACGUCCAGUAUCAGUAUCAGCAACAGCAACAGCAACAGCAACACCAGCAUUACACGACGUCCACAGGGACAGCAGUGGCGGGUGGUUCGGGACCGGUGUACACGACUCAUACGACACAGUAUGCUGGAGCCCCUGCAGGAGGAGUACCCGUCGAUUCCAAGGAUCCCAACUAUAGGGCUCCUCCUCCACCUUAUUGAGGCUACUCAUAGAAGACUGGAGAAGACGGGGAUGGAUGAGUGAACAUAAUUUGUAUGAUAUAGGCGCGGGCGCGUGAAGCCCGUCAAUACCUCAAAAAAUGGAAUAUGUAUUUCUCAUGCAAAGAAUAAAAGAGAGUUCAUUUGUCUACAUAGAC